Dermatophagoides pteronyssinus (European house dust mite) is the source of this 2540-nucleotide messenger RNA. RefSeq names its product AT-rich interactive domain-containing protein 1A-like. Gene Ontology annotation, molecular function: nucleosome binding. Gene Ontology annotation, cellular component: nucleoplasm; brahma complex; nBAF complex. NCBI's taxonomy places the organism in Eukaryota, Metazoa, Arthropoda, Arachnida, Sarcoptiformes, Pyroglyphidae. Gene Ontology annotation, biological process: positive regulation of DNA-templated transcription; regulation of transcription by RNA polymerase II; chromatin remodeling. The record is from RefSeq and is a predicted model, not a curated record.
UUAAUAAUUAUCAUUUCUAUUGAAUGAUUAUUUAAAAAUAUAAAUGUUACAUGAGCAUGAAUCAACAACAACAACAAUAUCAACAAGUCACGACAGUGACAAAUCGAAUCUAUUCAAAUUCGUAUUCGUAUCAGUCAUCAUCAUCACCAAACAGACAUAAUAAUGUUUUCAUACCGGGAAGAGGACCAGUUAAUCAAACUCAACCAUCAAUGUAUAUGAAUAAUGCAAGACAAUCAUGGCCGAUGCAAAACGGAUCGAAUGUUGUUGGUCAACAAUUCUUUUCAUCAUCAUCGAAUUCAUAUUAUAAUCCGACAAUAGAUAAUCAACAACCACCAUUUACUUCUGCUAAUGUGAAUAAUUAUUAUGGUUCACGUUCAUAUGGUUCGUAUGGUCCGAUGCAAGUUGCCCAACAUCCUUAUCAAAAUCGAUUUCCCGAAACAAUGAAUCGACCAAAUGUUUCUUAUUAUUCCCCAGUUCAAUCGAUUCAUACAAUGAUGCCAAGAAAUCGUACUCAACUGCACCAACAACAACAACUCAACCUACAACCGAAUCCUUUACAAUAUAAUGCCCGAAUGUUACGAAUAGAAAAUCGAUAUCCAAGAGGACAAUUCAUCGAGCAACAAGUGCGAGUGUGGCCAAUGAUGAAUAUUGAUCGAAAUAUUGUUCAACGAGAAAAUUUUUAUAAAUUUGGAAAUGAUGUUCAUUUACGUCAGGUAUUAAAUGUUCCUAGUCAAACAAUUGAUGAAAAUAUUGUCGAACGAACGAAGCCAGUAAUUCGAAAGAUUCGUAAAAUAACCAAUAUAGGUUCAAUAGAUAUGAAAAAAAUACUUAUGAGUCUAGAAUCCGGAUUACUGGCUGAAACAACUUGGGCGCUUGAUUGUCUUCAUAUAAUGUCAAGCAAUGGUCAUUUACAAUUGCGGCCAAAUUUGUCCAACCGUUUAGUUGAAUAUUACAAAUGUUUUUUAGAUGCAAUCUUUGAUGAUCUUUUUGUUGAUACUGAAAUUGAUUAUCAGCUUAAAAUGAUGCCGAAUGAUGAUGGUGAUAAUGAUAAGUCAAAUAUUAAUCAUUCAUUAAUGUUAAAGUCAAAAAAAUUAAUUGAAACGAAUGAUCGUAUAAAUCUGCUUGAUUCGACAAAUUAUACAUUCCGAUCGAGAAAUGGUUUACCGGUCAAAUUGAAAGAAGAUGUAGAUCUUAAUGAAAAUUUUCUCAAUCAAUUGGAACAAGAUUGGCUUGAUGUUUUUUGCGAUCAUCAAUAUCUACAGAAUGGUAAUACUAAAAGUACGGCUCAUAUUAUUCGAACAAUGAAUCCGACACAUGAAAUUGUUCCAUUUAUUAGACCAAUUAUCGAUAAACAACAACAAGUUGGGAAUUCAGUAAAACAAAAUACAUGUUUUUUAGCGAAAAAACGUAAACAUGAACUGGAUGAUGAUGAUGAUGAAGCUGAAACAUUCGGAAUGAUUUCAACAUUAUGUCCUCGUCUUGAAUCUUAUGAAUCUAUGUUGAAACGAUGUUUAUGCAUAUCGAGUAUCAUACGUAAUGCAUCAUUUUCGAUAACAAAUAGUCGUUUGAUGGCUUAUGAUGCUUCAUUAUUGUUGGUGAUGGCACGUCUUCUUUCCUACAAUCAUAAACAUGGUGAAAAGAAAACAUUCAGAAUGGUUUGGAAUGCAGCAAAUAAUCCGAAUAAUAAGGACAAAAAAGAUAAAGAAAAUGAAAAUGAAUUAUGUUUCGAUGAUUUUUCUUUCGAAACAUUACAUAUGAUUCGUAUGAAUACAUUGGUUACUUUGUCUAAUCUUAGUGAACAUCUUGAUCUUUGUCAAUAUUCAGACAAAAUUAUUCUACCAUUAUUGGAUGGUCUACUUCAUUGGGUAGUAUGUCAAUCAUCAUAUGCUCGUGAUCCAUUACCACCAGAUAAUCUUUCCUGUAAUAUACAAGCAUUAGAAAUCAUAGCUAAACUAAGUAUUCAUCAAUCAAAUAUUGAUCUCAUAUUAGCUACACCACCAUUCGAUCGAAUUGAAAAAAUGUAUCAAGUAUUAGUUGAAUCGAUUUCUCGAAUUGAUGAUCAAGUUCUACAAGAAUUAUCAUUGGUUGUGUUGGCACAUUUUUCAAAUGGUGAUGUAUUGAGCGCAAGAAUUAUUCUUCACGUUGAUUUAGUCAUCAACAAUUUGUUGUUGUUUAUCGAACAAAAUGAAUUUCACAAUAGAAUUAAUGGCAUAUGUCCAGCACGGAUUGCAACAGUACAACAACAACAACAUUCUGAUUCCAAUAAUUAUAUUGUUCUAUUAGCUGCUCGUACAUUGCGUGCAUUAGCAUCGGCUUGUGAACCACAAGAUUCAUAUCUAUUUUUUAAAUAUGAAACACGAUUUGUUGAUCUUAUCAUGUCGAUAUUUCUUGAUACAAAUAUAAGCCAGAUUUUAGCCGAUCUAAUGUUCAUAUUAUCAAAUGGUAAAUCUGUAUUUCAUUCGAAAUAAUUUAUUUGUAAUUAUUAUUAUUAUAUAAUAAUGAUGAUGAAUAACAAUAACAAACGACAACAACAGCAACAA